Messenger RNA from Heterobilharzia americana, 1029 nucleotides. Lineage: Eukaryota; Metazoa; Platyhelminthes; Trematoda; Strigeidida; Schistosomatidae. The record is from the annotation of a GenBank genome assembly.
AGGUACCAUUUGACAGUAUAUAUUUUGAUGCUGAACAAAAUUCCAAAUAUUCUGCUGAAGAAGCUAUGGCAUACACAGUGAAAGGUUUGGAAAAAUCUUGUUUCGAUUUUCUAAGCACGCUGGGAUUAUAUUAAAACUUACCUAUAUAAUGAAUCAACUUGAUGGCGCUCAACUUAUUUCAAGACAUUCCUAACAACUAUGACCUGAAUGUUUAUAAUCUGUGUAGACAGUUGUUUGAAACUUCUACAAAUACUCAAGAUCUCUGGAUAGACAAGGCAUUUUACGCAACUACUAAAUACGGAUUGAUGUGAUUGUCUGAGAAUCAAUACUGGUAUCCUAACCGCUAAGCAUUUCAAAAUUUAUCCUGACCUGGAAGAAUUAAAAUAAGUUUCAGGAAAUUAGUUCAUCUAAUCUAUCUAAUAAGAAAACCUAUUUUUCAUUGUAACUUCACGUUUAUCAUUCAUAAUAAUGGUUUUGAACUUGGCGUACAUAUCUUUUACUUUCUAUAUAUGGAGGAAUAUUUUCAGAAAUGUCUGUUAUUUAAGACUCUAACUUGACUGCUAUCAGUUCUUUAUCGUUUCCGUUACUUUCCUUUAGAGAAAGUAGUUCUUAAAAGUAUGUUAAGUUAAUUGUAACAAGCAUCAAGCAUCUAAAAAAGUUAUUGUUUGGCAUCAAUACUAACAUAUCUAUUUCUGAUGUUUAGAAUUAAUAAUGAAUGAUCGAAAAUCGCAAUCACAAUCUUUGCACUUUAGUGACGGUAUCAUCGAAUUUAAUGAUCAAGAUAAAAAAGAAUAUUCUGAAAUCACUUCUUCAAAUAAUGUUCUGCUACGCUUUAUCGAUUGGUUUGGAGAGAAACUAGCUUGGAGCUUGGGUAUUUCUUCACCCAAGUAUUAUUAUAUCAUUGAAAAUACGCUGUCAUCGCAACAAAAUGUCAUCGGUUUGGGCGACUUAGAUGAUCCUCAUGUUGCUAUUCUUCAGAAUCCUGCUGCAGUUGAAAACAGUCCUCAUUCAUUUUCUCUAACAGGAUAA